GACUGACGGCGUGGGGUCCUCGGGGCCCUAGCGGGAGGAAGUGGAGCUGUCUGUCGGCUCCGCGCUUGUYGGCCUCUCAACGUGGAGCCAUGGGAGGCUUGGAGAAGAAGAAGUAUGAACGAGGCUCUGCCACCAACUACAUCAGUCGAAACAAAGCCCGGAAGAAACUGCAGCUGAGCUUGCCUGACUUCAGGCGAUUAUGUAUCCUGAAGGGCAUUUAUCCCCAUGAGCCCAAACAUAAGAAGAAAGUUAACAAGGGCUCCACAGCAGCCCGAACUUUUUACCUUAUCAAAGACAUCAAGUUUCUYCUCCAUGAACCCAUUGUCAACAAGUUCCGGGAAUACAAGAUAUUUGUUCGGAGGCUUCGGAAAGCCUACGGGAAGAGCGAGUGGAACACUGUGGAGCGCUUAAAGGACAAUAAGCCCAGUUAUAAACUUGACCAUAUCAUCAAGGAGCGGUACCCCACAUUCAUCGAUGCUCUGCGGGACCUGGAUGAUGCCCUAUGCAUGUGUUUCCUCUUUUCUACCUUCCCACGAACAGGCAAGUGCCAUGUGCAGACCAUUCAACUAUGCCGCCGGCUUACUGUAGAAUUCCUGCACUAUAUCAUCACUGCCCGUGCUCUGCGCAAGGUCUUCCUGUCCAUCAAAGGCAUUUACUACCAGGCUGAAGUGCUGGGACAGCCCAUCGUGUGGAUCACACCCUAUGCCUUCUCCCAUGAUCACCCAACAGAUGUGGACUACAGAGUCAUGGCCACCUUCACUGAGUUCUACACCACCUUGCUGGGCUUUGUCAACUUCCGCCUCUAUCAGUCCCUCAACCUCCACUAUCCCCCAAAGCUCGAGGGUCAGGCCCAAGCAGAGAUGAAGGACAGUGAGGGCGUCUAUGCAUUGGACUCUGAGAGCUCUAUGGAGAAACUAGCAGCCCUCGGUGCCAGCCUAGCCCGUGUGGUGGUACCUGCCACAGAGGAGGAGGCUGAAGUGGAUGAAUUUCCUGCUGAUGGGGAGAUGGCAGUGCAGGAAGAAGAUCGCAGGAAGGAGCUGGAGGCACAGGAAAAGCACAAGAAGCUCUUUGAGGGCCUAAAAUUCUUCCUGAAUCGUGAGGUACCCCGUGAGGCUCUGGCCUUCAUCAUCAGGAGUUUUGGGGGAGACGUAUCCUGGGAUAAGUCUCUGUGCAUUGGAGCCACCUAUGAUGUCACAGACUCCUGCAUUACCCAUCAGAUUGUUGACCGACCUGGACAGCAAACCCCUGUCAUUGGCAGGUACUACAUACAGCCACAGUGGGUGUUUGACUGUGUGAAUGCCCGACUCCUCCUCCCUGUGGCAGAAUACUUCCCUGGGGUGCAGCUGCCCCCACACCUUUCACCUUUCGUGUCUGAGAAGGAAGGAGAUUACAUCCCACCUGAGAAGCUUAAGCUGCUGGCUUUGCAGCGGGGAGAGGACCCAGGAAACUUGGAAGAGUCUGAAGAAGAAGAGGAGGAGGAGAAAGAAGAAGAAGAAGACAUUGAAGGUGAUGGAAAUGAAGGGGGAGAAAAUGAAGAAGAGGAAGAAGAUACGGAGGCUGCUUCAGAAAAGGAGGAAGAGGCCCAUCUGGCAGCCCUGGAGGACAAGAGGAUGGAGGCAAAGAAGCCCAAGGUGAUGGCAGGCACUGUGAAACUGGAAGAUAAGCAACGACUGGCCCAAGAGGAGGAAAGUGAAGCCAAGCGUCUGGCUAUUAUGAUGAUGAAGAAGCGGGAGAAGUACCUUUACCAAAAGAUCAUGUUUGGCAAGAGGCGCAAAAUCCGAGAGGCUAACAAACUGGCAGAGAAGCGGAAAGCCCACGACGAGGCUGUAAGGUCUGAGAAGAAGGCCAAGAAGGCAAGGCCUGUUUGAGUGCCAAUGGAGGCCAUGUUCUGGCAGCUGGAGAAGACAGUGACAGGCCAAGGGACCGCUUUUUAUUCCCUUCCUUCUCCCUGACAGCCCUGAUGUCCUUUCAUUCUGACAGGGUUUUUGGGCAGCCCUGGCCUCCUUGGAUGAAACUUUCUGCUGGUGGCUGGGCAGAGAGAGGUUCUAGAGCCUGAUCGGCCCCUUCACUUGCUGCCUCUAUUUUCCUUGGCAACCCCCACCAUAUAUCGACCUGUGAUUCUCAGAGUGCUGUGAUAGGGUGAAGAUGGGGGAACUUUUGUUAUUUUGUUAUUAAACACUGAAC
This is a messenger RNA of Urocitellus parryii (Arctic ground squirrel), 2184 nucleotides long. It is a transcript of the gene Pes1, whose product is annotated as pescadillo ribosomal biogenesis factor 1. The record is from RefSeq and is a predicted model, not a curated record. Gene Ontology annotation, molecular function: RNA binding. Gene Ontology annotation, biological process: ribosome biogenesis; maturation of LSU-rRNA from tricistronic rRNA transcript (SSU-rRNA, 5.8S rRNA, LSU-rRNA). NCBI's taxonomy places the organism in Eukaryota, Metazoa, Chordata, Mammalia, Rodentia, Sciuridae. Gene Ontology annotation, cellular component: PeBoW complex; nucleolus.